AUGGCACUAUUUAUGUUAUUGCCAGUUUGCUACUCCUACUUCCAUCCAUCAUCAACGAGUAAAUCCCCUCUUCUCCUACAUUCCCCUCCUCAAACAAUGACCCUUCAAGAAGCAAUAGCAACUGAUGAUGUCAAUGAGCUAUACAGCUUAAUUGAGCUGAACGAAAAGCUCUUAGAUGACAUAUCCAAAGGCCCCUUCCCAAAUACUCCACUGCACGAUGCCGCGGGCAAGGGGAAAACUAAAGUGGCCAUGGAGAUAGCCAUCUUGAAGCCGUCAUUUGCUCGAAAGCUGAAUCGAGGGGGUUAUAGCCCUAUGCACUUGGCUUUGCAAAAUAAGCAUUAUGGCACCGUCAUGGCACUGAUGACCCUCAACCCCAAGUUGAUCCGAGUCCGAGGACGAGGUGGGAUCACCCCUUUACAUUUUGUAGCCAGGGAAAAAAGAGACAAUGAAGAGGAGAACAUGAAGCUGUUGGAACUCCUGGCCGAAUUCCUAUCCGCUUGCAAAUCAUCCAUUGAAGACUUGACGAACCAAUGUGAGACUGCGGUUCACCUUGCCGUUAAAAGGGGCAACAUCGAAGUAUUCAAGGUUUUGUUUGGAUGGAUUAAACGAACUUACCUGACGGAAAUCUUAGAUUGGAAAGAUGAAGAUGGUAAUACUGUCUUACACAUUGCUGCGCUGGAACAGCAGCCCGAGAUCAUCAAGUUGUUGAUUGGGCAUGUGACUGAGAUUGCAAUGAACAACCAAGGUAUGACGGCUUUGAAAAUCUUCCAAGAGAAUCCUUGUGGCGAUCAAGAUCUAGCGAAGAUGUUACACCGUCUAGGACAUGUAGCAAGCUGGUUUCAACCCCUCCCUCUAUCACAAUUUUUAAGGAUGGAACUAUCUUUCUUUCAGAAGAGCACAUUAUGGUUUGGCCUCCGAGAUGAGUCUGCUCGAGAUAUAAUUCUUAUAAUGGCUACCUUAAUUGCGACUACAACUUACCAAGCCACUCUCAGUCCUCCGGGAGGAUACUGGCAGGAUAACUCUUCAAAUCUCCUGCCCAAUUCCACUGAGGUUAGUGCCAAUUCCAGUGGCAUUGCUAUUGAAAAACCACAUCGAGCCGGAAACAUUAUCAUGACUGGCUCAGAUCUAUAUACGUUCACGGUCCUCAACAGUGCGGUUUUCUUAGCCUCCAUCGGCACAAUCUGGGUCACCGCCAUUCCACUAUUGCCCCACACUUUCAUGGUUUACUUUUCUGUAUUUAUUCUCUGCGUUGCUUACUUUACUUCCAUUGCAGUCGAAUUCCCGAAAUCCAAUCUUGUCAUGAGAAAUUUCCUAGCGGUGAGUUAUGUGUCGCUGGUGAUCGUCGUGCUGUGGCUCCCCUUCUUCGUGUGGAUGAAGCACCUCCGAGUUCUGCACCGAAUCGAUGCCACAGGGAGACACCUCAAGGUUUGAAGGUUCCGCUAUGAUUUGCAAGUAUUAUUUACUUAUAACUAUUCUUAUUGCGUAUGUAUAUUAUCUAUGUUUCUAGUCUUGGAGGUUUAGAAGAACUAGACUCUUUAUUAGUUGCAUGUAAUGGACUCAUCUAUUAAUUCAUUAAUCCCGAAAGACCUGUGAUCUUGCUUAAA
Molecule: messenger RNA, 1604 nt
Organism: Eucalyptus grandis
Lineage: Eukaryota; Viridiplantae; Streptophyta; Magnoliopsida; Myrtales; Myrtaceae
Product: ankyrin repeat-containing protein BDA1
Exons: 2
Coding region: 1-1431 (476 amino acids)
Molecular function (GO): protein binding
Source: RefSeq, a predicted model, not a curated record